This is a messenger RNA of Cuculus canorus (common cuckoo), 3421 nucleotides long. RefSeq names its product tumor suppressor 2, mitochondrial calcium regulator (gene TUSC2). The transcript is spliced from 3 exons. Gene Ontology annotation, biological process: inflammatory response; regulation of mitochondrial membrane potential. Gene Ontology annotation, cellular component: mitochondrion. The record is from RefSeq and is a predicted model, not a curated record. Bases 119 to 460 code for a protein of 113 amino acids. NCBI's taxonomy places the organism in Eukaryota, Metazoa, Chordata, Aves, Cuculiformes, Cuculidae.
GGUGCGCGCCGGAAGUGUCGCUGGCACCGGAAGUGUCGCAAGGGCGGCGGCGCGCAGGGAGGCGCUCGGUUCCGGGCGGCUCCGGGCCGCUGUCUCUUCCGCCGCCCCCGCCGCCGCCAUGGGCGCCAGCGGCUCCAAGUCGCGGGGUUUGUGGCCCUUCGCCUCCCCGGCGGCGGGCGGCGGCGGCGGCGCAGAGGGCCCCGGCGGGCAGCAGGCCCUGGCCCGGGCCCGGGCCGCGCGCGCCGCCACCCCCUUCGUCUUCACACGACGCGGGUCAAUGUAUUAUGAUGAGGAUGGGGAUCUUGCCCACGAGUUCUACGAAGAGACAAUCGUUACCAAGAAUGGGAGAAAGCGCGCCAAGCUGAAGAGGAUCCACAAGAACCUGAUACCUCAGGGCAUAGUGAAACUGGAGCACCCUCGCAUUCAUGUGGAUUUCCCGGUGAUCAUCUGUGAGGUGUGAGCCGAAGGACAUUGCUGCCCGCAGGCGGGAGGCCCUGCCCCACCGCCCCCAGCCUCACCAGGCAAGGCUGCAUCGUGUUCCUACCCGAGGAGGACUCCGGGCGUGCGGCAGGACAGCGGCUCUCCCCUCGCCCGGAGGUGAGGCAGGACAGAUGGAGCAGGCCACGCUGGGCUUGGCUAGCGCUCCUUGCAGGAGAUGGGUGACCUUGUGCAAUGACUGCUUAAAAACACCCUCGCUUGAGUCAGAAGACUAAAAUACCUUUUGUAGCCUCUAGCCAACAUUUGGUGGGUAACUGGAACUGCAAAAGAGCUGCUGUAUGUGAGCUGUUGAAGGGAGAGCGAGCCUGCACUUCUCACCAGACAAAAUCCCCUGCUUCUCAGGUAUGCGGCCCAGGGAGAGCCAGGGCACGGGAACGCGCUGCCCAGUGCCCUGCGUCCCUCGGACCCGGUGAUCAGACGGCCAGUGCUGCAGCGUGCUGCUUGACGUGGGUGUGAUGUGAUGCUCUCUGGGGUGGGUCUGUCGAUGGAGGAUGGAGGCCGAGGGGUGGCCGGUCUCAAAGCACAUCUGGCUGGCUGCUGCACUCCUCUUGGGAAGGGAACAGAGAUCGGAUGCCACUAUCUUGGACCUCGGUCGCUUCCCCCUCUGCAUUUCCCUGCUUAUGCCAGCUCUCGGGAGGUCGUCUUCACUGCUGCCUGCAGUCCCUCUGCCCACGGGAGAUCUCUGUGGUCCGUGGCCGCUGCUGGCGGCAGCGAGGUCCCCAGCGCUGCAGCGGGCUUGCCUCCCCCGUUAGCGGGCUGGCUCCUGCACCAUCCCUUGCCCGCUGUGGGGCCUGGCUGCCAGGCAAGGUGUCUGCUCAUAACAUCCUCGCUCCCUGCUCUCAUCUUGAACGUACCUCCUGGUGGGGUGGGCCUUGACAGAGCCAAACAGGAAGGAAAUCUUUUCUUCCCUCCCUGUCCUCUGAAAACAAUCGGUCGGUGUGCCUGCCCCGGCUUGGAAAUCUCCCUGGCUAUGUGAACUACGGUUCCUCCCGCUUCCCAGCUGGCGGCAGGAGGAGAAACGCAAUGCACUUUAAAGGGAGGCUUUCUGCUCUGUCUUGAAAGGUCCUGCUCUUUUCUCCUCUUUCCUCCUGCUCGAGAAGGUUGGGGUCACCCUGGCAGCACUGAAAAACCUCUCACCCCUGUGUGCGGCCCUGGGGUGCCGAGUCAGCUGCUGCAGAGCUGGGAAAAGAUGUGACUGACACUGCCUCUCGCCAGCUCUGGGAGCCACUGCCUCCUUGCUCAGCUUCCCUGGACCGUCCGUGGGGCAGUGAGCACAGCUUUAAACUGGGUCAGAGUCUGCUCCCCACAGCAGCCGGCUCAGCUUUCCUCCUCUUUCGUUCCAGAACUUAUUUACUUUCUAAGCACUUCAGACGUUCGCUACCUCGAUUUUUAAUUUAAGCUGCUGGCACUUGGCUGCCAGCCCUGUCGACAUCUAUGUUGGAUGUAUCCAUCCCCACGCCCGCUGAAGGCCGCCCGGGCGCGGGGCCACAUUCCCGGCCUCUGGGAGAUAACAGCGGCGUGGCUGUUGCCGUCUUCCUGUCACCACCUCUUCCCUCCGCAUCCCCACACCCGCUGUUCCCUUUGACAGAAGCAAGCACGGAGGGUGAAGCAUAGAGGGUGAAACGGAUGUGCUGGCUGCCGCCGGGCAGGGAAGCGGGAGGGCAGGGCUCUGCCGGCAAGCUCGUCUACACUGUGAUGCUGAGUGCUUCUUUCGACAUCUUUUGUUCUCCUGCUUGCUUGAAAGAGUCUUGUCUUAAAACAAUCCCCCCACUGAAGUGUUUCUUAUUCACACACCACCUGCUCUCGAGUCUCUCCUGAGCUGGAUCUCCCUGGGAAGGGCAUCGCUCGGGCUCUGACGGAGACCAGGAGCUGCUGUCCUCAGGAAGAGGAGAGAAAGCUGUGGCUGGGGCUGUCCCGAGUGUGUGGGAAGCUGCACUGAACCCACCUUGGGUACGGAAGAAGGCAGAGGAGGAUUGAGGAGGGGGCCAGUGCCGUUUGCUUGCCCCAAUGGGAGCCCCUCACCUGGCUACCCGCCAAAAUCCGGCUGACAAGGCAGAGCCCGAACCCUGGGAGAGAAAAGACCAAGACCAGCUUAGCGACGAUGCUUUUGUCCUCCCUGACAGGCUGCCCACCCUUCCCCCAGCGCAUCAAACAUGCUUCUCCCUAUAAAAACACGCCUUCUCCCUUCCCACCGUGUCACCGGAGUGGCAGCAAACCUCCGCAGGCUGCCAACAAGCCGCGUCCUGCCUCACUUCUUCCCAGGCUGAUCCCGGAGCAGCCAGCCCCCCAGCCCCCUCCCCUCCACCGGCCCCCAGCCCUCCUGUGGGAGCAGGGCCUUGGGAGGACCUGGAGGGAUCUUAAAAAUGUGAAGGUCGCUGUAAAUAGUAUUUGUGUCCACUGUGGUGUUGGAGCAAGCAAAAAAAAAAAGGAAAGUUUUCCUUGUGUUUUGGGUUUUUUUUACACUUUCUGUGCGAUGUUGUGCUUUCCCAUAUGGGUGUGUAGCCGAACCGUAUUCACUGACACUAGGCUCCUUGCUCCUCUAGUGUGUGGGUAGGACCCGUGGGGCUGGGGAAACGUACACUAUUUAUGGUCCUUCCUCCCAGCGCACCUCUCCACUUUUGUUAAAUUUCAAUAAAAUUAUUUGUAGAGCCUGCAAGUCCGUGAGCUGCGUUCCUGGGGAAGGUGAGCGGCCAUGCCUGGAGCAGGGAAAGGUGUUGGCGAAUCGAGGGGAGGUGGGCUUUGCUGUGCCAGGCUUUCUUCUACCAAAGGGAAGGUGGGCUUUGCUGUGCCAGGCUGUUUCCUACUGGUACUUUGUUUUUUGGAAUGGAGAUGUUUGUGCACAUGUAGCUGAACUGGUGGUAAAGGAGGUGUGAGCCAUAGUUGUUUCCAGGUGCUCAAGUUUGGGACGUGAUGCUGGCGGGAG